CCUCACUAUCAGCCUGUGCUUUGAUGUGACACGUGAAACUCGGUGCCGACGCUGGCUCAUAACUGCCCAUCCAUCCUAGUACUUUCACCCACUAUGCCCAAAGUUAAGAAGGGAUGUCAUCUGCUGAAGCAUGCAACUUCAAAUGUGCGGAAGAAGCUGGCUCCGCACUCUGAGCUGGGGUCAGGCCCCACUUCUGCGCUGGAAUUGAUAGAUACACACCUCCAGUCCACUUCCACGCAACGGAACUAUAGCUCAGCAAUAACCAAUGCCAAGAAGUGGUUGGAAGAGAAUUGCCUCAAGUACAGUAACCCACUGUUGUCAUCCCCUGAGGAUCCAAAUCCGGAGGCAUAUCUCUUUCAACACAAGGAUGCUCUCCUUGCUUUCGACAAACCUGUGGAAAUUACUGCCAAACUACUGGCUGCAUACAUCACAUUCCGCGCUACUGAUCAGAACAAGUCUGUCUCAACUGUAGACAUACUCCGCUCCGCGUUCAAGUGGCACUUCAGGAAACUAGGAUUUGAGGGCACUUGGCAUCCGCACCCUUAUCCUGAAAAGUGCCAGGGAAACCCAUGUGAAUCCAGUCUGAUCAUUGACCUUGUCAAAUCUGUGAAGAAUUUGCGCACAUCUGAGGGAACUAUCCGGAAUCAUGCAAGGGCAAUCCAGAUUAGCGACAUUAAGGCUAUUCAGGCUGUCACUGCUACUCAAUGUCCUCCAGACCUGAUUAGCAAGGCUCUUGACCCUAGUAUUCCCAGCGAGUCCUUCACCCUUAAACAACGUGACAACAUCCGCUCCCACCUCAUGUUGUGUACACUAACAUCUUUGGGCUGGACUCUAUGGACAAGGAAUGAAGAGCUCACUUCAAUCCUUAUUCAGCAUCUUGAUUGGGGACACGAGGAAGUCAGUCACAACCUUCCACACCUGCGCAUCACCCUGGUUAACCGCAAGGGCUGGCAAAAACAGAACCAUAGUGAUGAGUCUGGCUGCCAAGGGACACGGUAUAAUAUCUAUCCCCUCUAUGGCAUGGACACAUUUUCCCAGCAUGACGGACCCAAUGUGACUCCGGAGCUUGAUGCAUAUUGCCAUUACUGGUUUGCUCUUGCACCGGUUUUCAGAAGGUGGCCACUUCAUCAGUGCCAGUGGUGGGGUGGGUGGGCACCUGGAGAAAAUGCUCUCACAAUAUUCCAGCCAUCUACACUCCUCAAAUAUGCUAUGGAUAUGCUGAUCACCACAGAAACAAACUAUGGCGACUCACUUGCCCCGGUUCACAUUGACAACUUAGAGUCUCAAAAUGGAGCGAUGUCGCAACUCAAAGCAAUGACUGCAGAAGAAGCCCGCUCUCAGUUUGGCCACCUGGGUGAAUACAUGGGCCGUUUUGAGGAACGCAUGGGCCGGUAUGAGGAACACAUGCACCACUUCAGGCAUGGGCUCCGAAGCAUUGAUGACAGAUUUGCUUCAUUCCAAGUCUCACUGGAUCAACUCAGGCACACGAUAGGCUAUCUUAUUCCUCCUCACCCUGUUGCCUUCCACCACCAUGUUACUGUUCAGCCAGGAGGACCCACUCAGUCAAUGUGGCCACAGCCAACCUUACCCAGUGCUGCUCCCCCCCUUCCCCCCCCCGGCCCCGUCGCUUCCUCUCCACUUGCCCAGUCUCUAUCCCACCCUCCAUCAGGCUCCAGUCGGCCCCAGGAGCACCACGAUGAUGAUGGCCGACCCGCUCCGGGUGCUGAGCACACCACCAUUCCCCCAGUCCGCACACUUAAGGAUGCCAUUAAACAAUGGCUGCAUGGGGAUGAGAAUGAGCUCCGAGUGCCACUGAAGAACUGGAAGCGGGAAUGGUACACUGGCAAGCACUCGAGCACACAUGGAGUGACAUAUGGCAAGCGCCGUCGUGUUGGCCAGAAAUAUGACGAAAUGGGUGAGGCGGAGUUCCUGAAACACUAUGGACUGAAGAUGAGCGACAAUUUCGGUACUGCACUUGAAAAGAUUGGAGUGGAAGGGAAAAGAGACGGCACCAUCAAGAGUCAUCACACAUACCAUUCGCGAGAGAUCAGCGAAGAGAUCUGUGCAUGGCUAGAAAACCUCACGGCCCAUACAUCCUCUGAAAACCAUCCGUUGGAGACGGGACCGACAGUGUCCGAAAGCGCUCGAGUAGGAAAACCCAGGGGAUAUUUUUGCUGA
Molecule: messenger RNA, 2178 nt
Organism: Cantharellus anzutake
Lineage: Eukaryota; Fungi; Basidiomycota; Agaricomycetes; Cantharellales; Hydnaceae
Exons: 9
Coding region: 94-2178 (694 amino acids)
Source: RefSeq, a predicted model, not a curated record